Molecule: messenger RNA, 1317 nt
Organism: Pezoporus flaviventris
Lineage: Eukaryota; Metazoa; Chordata; Aves; Psittaciformes; Psittacidae
Product: foot protein 1 variant 1
Exons: 1
Coding region: 1-1317 (438 amino acids)
Source: RefSeq, a predicted model, not a curated record
AUGAUGUUCUGUGUGCUGGGCUCAACACUCAUGAUCAGAGCUCAAGCCAGAGAGAAAAAGCAGAAAAUCUUUGUAGAAACCAAAGUCAAGAUUUUCCUGCUCUUUCUGACUGACCAAUGGCUCUUCCCGCCCUUCCUGACUGACCAAUGGCUCUUCCCGCCCUUCCUGACUGACCAAUGGCUCUUCCCGCCCUUCCUGACUGACCAAUGGCUCUUCCCGCCCUUCCUGACUGACCAAUGGCUCUUCCCGCCCUUCCUGACUGACCAAUGGCUCUUCCCGCCCUUCCUGACUGACCAAUGGCUCUUCCCGCCCACCCUGACUGACCAAUGGCGCUUCCCACCCUUCCUGACUGACCAAUGGCGCUUCCCGCCCUUCCUGACUGACCAAUGGCUCUUCCCGCCCUUUCUGACUGACCAAUGGUGCUUCCCGCCCUUCCUGACUGACCAAUGGCUCUUCCCGCCCUUCCUGAUUGACCAAUGGCUCUUCCCGCCCACCCUGACUGACCAAUGGCUCUUCCCGCCCACCCUGACUGACCAAUGGCGCUUCCCGCCCUUCCUGACUGACCAAUGGCUCUUCCCGCCCUUCCUGAAUGACCAAUGGCUCUUCCCGCCCUUCCUGAAUGACCAAUGGCUCUUCCCGCCCUUCCUGACUGACCAAUGGCUCUUCCCACCCUUCCUGAUUGACCAAUGGCUCUUCCCGCCCUUCCUGAAUGACCAAUGGCUCUUCCCGCCCUUCCUGACUGACCAAUGGCUCUUCCCACCCUUCCUGACUGACCAAUGGCUCUUCCCGCCCUUCCUGAAUGACCAAUGGCUCUUCCCGCCCUUCCUGAAUGACCAAUGGUGCUUCCCGCCCUUCCUGACUGACCAAUGGCUCUUCCCACCCUUCCUGACUGACCAAUGGUGCUUCCCGCCCUUCCUGACUGACCAAUGGCUCUUCCCACCCUUCCUGACUGACCAAUGGUGCUUCCCGCCCUUCCUGACUGACCAGUGGCUCUUCCCGCCCUUCCUGACUGACCAAUGGUGCUUCCCGCCCUUCCUGACUGAUCAAUGGCUCUUCCCGCCCUUUCUGACUGACCAAUGGUGCUUCCCGCCCUUCCUGACUGACCAAUGGCUCUUCCCGCCCUUUCUGACUGACCAAUGGUGCUUCCCGCCCUUUCUGACUGACCAAUGGCUCUCCCCGCUUUCACUAACAGAGAGGGGAUGGCCCUGCCCACCCUGGCUGACCCCGCUGGUGACUGCACCUCACGGCUGUCUCUGGAGCUGCUGUGUGAGCAGAUAUUUAAGCACAAACUCCAUAGCAUCCAGGUUUCUGGAAUAA